AUGUCUCUAUCCCUCCCCGGGCCCUCCCAGCAGGGCCUCUUCAAGGCCGGGUACCAGAGCCACGAUGCCGAAGAUGGUGCCGUCAUUCGCAACAUUGAAGCCUGCCAGGCUAUCUCUCAAACUGUCCAGACCUCCCUGGGCCCCUACGGCCGCAACAAGAUCGUCAUCAACCACCUGCAGAAGAUGAUCCUGACCUCCGACGCCGCUACGAUCCUCCGCGAGCUGGAUGUUGUCCAUCCCGCCGCCAAGCUCCUGGUUAUGGCCAGUCAGCAACAGGAUGCAGAGAUGGGCGAUGGCACGAACUUGGUUAUCGUCCUCGCGGGCGAGCUGUUAAAGAAGGCGGAGGAGCUGAUCCGUAUGGGAUUGAAGACCAGUGAUAUUGUCUCCGGUUAUGAGAAGGCUCAGAAUUUCGCCUUGAAGGUUCUUGAAGAUCUCGAGGUUGACCGCCUGAAGGAGAUGCGUUCUGUAACGGAGCUCAGCAAGGCCCUCCGAACCGUUGUGGCAAGCAAGCAGUCCGGCACCGAAGAUAUCCUGGCUGCUUUGGUCUCCGAGGCCGUGCUCGCAGUGCUGCCUAAAAACCCCCUCAACUUCAACGUGGAUAAUGUGCGUGUGGUCAAGAUUAUGGGCGGCAGCUUGGAACAGUCCAAGGUGGUGAAGGGUAUGGUGUUCGGCCGGGAGCCGGAUGGUAUUGUCAAGCAGGCCCGCCGGGCCAAGGUUGGUGUGUUCAGCUGCCCUAUCGACACCUCGCAGACCGAGACCAAGGGCACUGUUCUGCUGAAGAAUGCCCAGGAGAUGGUUGACUUCACCAAGGGUGAGGAAGAGCGCCUCGAGGCCGCCAUCAAGGAGCUGUAUGACUCCGGCCUCCGUGUGGUUGUUGCCGGUUCCACCAUCGGCGAUCUGGCCAUGCACUAUCUCAACCGUUUCAACAUUCUGGUUAUCAAGAUUCUGUCCAAAUUCGAGCUCCGCCGCCUGUGCCGCGUUGUCGGUGCUACUCCCCUCGCCCGCCUAGGUGCCCCCAUGCCCGACGAGAUGGGCCAGAUCGACGUCGUCGAGACAACCGAGAUUGGUGGUGACCGUGUUACCGUGUUCCGUCAAGAAGACGCCAAUGCUGUCACCCGCACAUCCACCAUUGUGCUCCGUGGCGCUACCCAGAACCACCUGGAUGACGUGGAGCGCGCCAUUGAUGACGGUGUGAACGUCGUCAAGGCCAUCACCAAGGACCCGCGUCUCGUCCCCGGCGCCGGCGCCACCGAGAUUCAGCUCGUCGAGCGCAUCUCCAACUUCGCUGACAAGACCCCCGGCCUGCCGCAGCACGCCAUUCGCAAGUACGCCGAGGCCUUUGAAGUGGUUCCGCGUACGCUGGCCGAGUCCGCCGGCCUGGAUGCCACUGAGGUUCUCUCUCGCCUGUACACCGCGCACCACCGCACCAACGCCGCUGAGGCCUCUGAAGAGGAGGGCAGCUCUUCCGACGAGGAGGAGCCGUACUGGACCACCGGCGUGGACCUGGAGGUCGGCUCUUCCGCUGGCACCCUGGAUGCCGUCGAGGAGGGCAUUCUCGACCUGCUGGCCUCGAAGAGCUGGGCCAUCCGUCUCGCCAGCGAGGCAGCCCGGACCGUGCUGAGCGUGGACCAAAUCAUUGUUGCCCGGCAAGCGGGCGGACCCAAGCCGCCAGGUCCCAACCCCAACUGGGAUGAGGAUUAA
Penicillium macrosclerotiorum is the source of this 1701-nucleotide messenger RNA. RefSeq names its product chaperonin-containing T-complex subunit CCT8. Gene Ontology annotation, molecular function: ATP binding; ATP hydrolysis activity; ATP-dependent protein folding chaperone. NCBI's taxonomy places the organism in Eukaryota, Fungi, Ascomycota, Eurotiomycetes, Eurotiales, Aspergillaceae. Gene Ontology annotation, cellular component: chaperonin-containing T-complex. The record is from RefSeq and is a predicted model, not a curated record. The transcript is spliced from 3 exons. Bases 1 to 1701 code for a protein of 566 amino acids. Gene Ontology annotation, biological process: protein folding.